Molecule: messenger RNA, 1403 nt
Organism: Chenopodium quinoa (quinoa)
Lineage: Eukaryota; Viridiplantae; Streptophyta; Magnoliopsida; Caryophyllales; Amaranthaceae
Product: anamorsin homolog
Exons: 8
Coding region: 248-1054 (268 amino acids)
Biological process (GO): iron-sulfur cluster assembly
Cellular component (GO): cytoplasm
Molecular function (GO): iron-sulfur cluster binding
Source: RefSeq, a predicted model, not a curated record
ACAUGGUGUGGAUACUGCCGAGCCGUACACGACUAUUUAUUUAUUUAUUUUUAAGAAAAGAAGCUUGUACGUAGUAAUUUUUGAAACCGCCAAACUUGAACAUCUAUAUGAGUAUUACGAGUAUAUAUUUUUGGCAUUGAGAAGUAGAACUAAGAAACUUGUUCUCUUAAAACUCCCCAUUUCACACCGAACUUAGGGUUUCUACAAUUCUUGCUGAUCUUCAAAAUCUCGAUUUAUCUCGGAUAAAAUGGCAAUUCUUGCAAUUACCGAUGUUGUGAUCUUGCCCCUUAGUACCGUAUCCAGUUCGAAGAAUGAGCUUAAGCUCGAAGGAUCAGUGCUUGAUAAUACUUUUAUCAUCACCCUCGCUUCGUCUCUAAGUACACUGCCUUUGGAAUCGUCAUCUAUGGAUACUGUUAUUGGUGUUUCCAAAACACGAGACUUUCCUGCUGCUCCAAUGCUUGCUGAAUUGUUCAGAGUUCUGAAGCCAGAUGGAAGAAUUCUUAUUUGUCUGUCUGAACUUGCUGGUGAUCUACCUUCAGACAAUAUUCUUUCUUCUCUGGAGCGGAAAAUACUUGUAGCAGGAUUCUUGGAACCAGAAGCUAGCCAACAGCAACCGGACGCUUUAUCAGGAGUUCAAACUAUCCAAGUUAAAGCCAAGAAGCCAUCUUGGAAAAUUGGAUCAUCUUUUUCCCUCAAAGCCUCAAAAGGUUUACCCAAGGUUCAAAUUGAUGAUGAUAUGGAUCUGAUUGAUGAGGACACUCUAUUAACUGAGGAGGACUUGAAGAAACCACAACUUCCUGCUGCCGGGGAUUGUGAAGUUGGAAGCACAAGGAAAGCCUGCAAGAACUGUUCAUGUGGUAGGGCUGAGGAAGGGCAGAAAGUUGCAAAAUUGGGGCUAACAAUGGAACAGCUAGAUAAUCCUCAGUCUGCAUGUGGAAGUUGUGGACUAGGAGAUGCUUUUAGGUGCAGCACAUGCCCAUACAAAGGUCUUCCAGCAUUUAAACUUGGGGAUAAGGUUUCUUUGGCGAGUAGUUUCCUUGAUGCAGAUAUCUAAACUGGAGCAGGAUUCAUUUGUAUUUUUUGAGAGCACCGUGUUUGUUUUAAGGGUCAUGAUCGUGCAAUGUUUAGAAUUAGAAAUGUAACUAUUCUUUCAAGGAUACUAUAGUUUUCCUAAAUUUUGACAUAUACUUCGUAUGUAAUAUGCGAACUCGUUGAACUAGAAAGAAAUAUAGUCAUGGUCUUCUGUGAUGUAAUCUGUUUUGAUAAAGAAAUCAUCUAUGCCUCCAUUGGCCAUCUAGUCUCGAGCUUUCCAUUUCCCAUUACAGGCAACAUCUGCAUUUUAUUGUAAAUUUCUGCAGUUGCAAGAAGUUUAAUAAGAAAUCCUAUUUUAUGGUGAUUGAAUA